CCUCAUUUGUUGACUAUGACUACAACAAGAACUACAUCCCAACAUUUCAGGUUGAGUUAUGUGGACAUGUCAAGGUUAUGAUCAUUCUGAAAGAACACGGCAAGGAUCAACUUGUAUGGAACCGUACUGUAAAGCUAUCAGGUUCACAGACAGAAAGAAACCAGAUAGACUCCAGCCCUUCAAGCCAGUACACACCACGUGGUCAGGAUUUUUUCCAAAAGUAUAAGGCUGACCUGGAGAUCCGGCUGCAGAUCCUGGGUCCCUUUUUGGCCCAGCUUCAAAAAAUGAAAGUCAUCACUGGUGCAGAGAGGGAGCUGCUGAAUAGCAAACCCACAGACACAGAGAAGAACCACACUCUGCUGACCAUUCUUCAGAGAAGAGGAGGCAAAGCCCAGGAGAUGUUCUACCAGGCCCUGAAGGAGGAGGACCCACUGCUAGUGGAGGACCUGGAGACACCAAAUGAGCUCUGAGUCAUGGCAUUUACCUUAUUCACGCGGCGGCCAUUUUGUAGGGAUGUCCCGUGCCUACUGGUUAGGGCUUCGAUUCCCGACCAGUCCACGGUUGAAGUGCCGCUGUUGGGUAGACGGCUCACUGCUCUGGGUUAGUGUGUGCUUCACCUCACUGUGUAUUGACUGCAUGCUGUGUGUGUUCACUAAUUAACAAAUUUGGAUAAAUGCAGAGACCGAAUUUCAGAUCAAAGAAGUAUAUAUACUUAUAGUAUACUUAUAUCACCGGUGGUAUGCGAGCUGCUUCUAGGGGGUAUGCGAGA
Sardina pilchardus (European sardine) is the source of this 769-nucleotide messenger RNA. Its product is annotated as caspase recruitment domain-containing protein 8-like. Gene Ontology annotation, biological process: regulation of apoptotic process. The transcript has 4 exons. The record is from RefSeq and is a predicted model, not a curated record. Lineage: Eukaryota; Metazoa; Chordata; Actinopteri; Clupeiformes; Clupeidae. Gene Ontology annotation, cellular component: canonical inflammasome complex. Bases 78 to 470 code for a protein of 130 amino acids.